Mixia osmundae IAM 14324 is the source of this 1122-nucleotide messenger RNA. RefSeq lists its product as uncharacterized. The transcript is spliced from 3 exons. Lineage: Eukaryota; Fungi; Basidiomycota; Mixiomycetes; Mixiales; Mixiaceae. Gene Ontology annotation, biological process: proteolysis. The record is from RefSeq and is a predicted model, not a curated record. Gene Ontology annotation, molecular function: aspartic-type endopeptidase activity. Bases 1 to 1122 code for a protein of 373 amino acids.
AUGAUCUGCAAAAUAGCUUUCGCCUUGCUCUUGGCAUGUGAUCACGUCGCUUCUGCAGCGCACAUACAUCUACCUAUCGAACGCGUUGCCACCUUUCGCCGGUCUCGCAUCAAUCACACCCUCACCACGAGCGGCAGGCGUCGAUUGCUGGCUAGGAACCAUGCCACCAUCCCCGUCACGACCGAAUUGUCCGGCCAAAUUGAUCUCGGCUACUAUGUCAUGCUCUCAAUAGGCACACCUGCACAGCAGCUACCUAUCCUUCUCGACUCCGGCUCGGCCGAUUUCCAGGUACAGAUCUACGGCAACGGGUUCCAAACACAGCAGUCCAGCACAUUUCAGGAUAGUGGUGCGCCCUUCCAGAUACAGUAUGCCAGUGGCUCAGCCAGCGGUACAACGGUCACCGAUGUCGUCGCACUUGGCCCCUUCUCGGUGGCACAGCAAGCGUUCGGCGCCAUCACAUCAACUAGCGAGAUUGUCACGCCUGCAGUGGGCAUUCUCGGCUUGGGCUUUGAGGCGAUCAGCUCGAACCAGCAAAUGCCUUGGGCGCAGAACUUGAUUCCUCAGCUUGAUCAACCUCUCAUGGCAUUUUAUUUCAGUAGGACACAAGGCGGAUCGACAUUCUCACUGGGUGCGACAGAUCAGUCACAUUAUUCGGGCGAGAUCGAAUGGGUUCCUGUGACCCAAGCAGCUUGGUGGCAGAUCGAGGCCUCGAGCAUCAGCGUGAAUGGACAGAUAGCUGUCGAGAGUAGUAUCAAGUGCAUUAUCGACACAGGCAGUAGCUACGCCUAUACGACGCCCGAGAUCGCUGCUGCCAUCUACGCUCAGAUCGAAGGGUCGCAAGCCUUGGAUAGUCCGGAACUACCGCAAGGAUCCUACUCGAUCCCUUGUGACUAUUCGGGUGUCAUCUCGCUUUCAUUCGGCACCCUGCAAGUCAGUUUCAAUCCUCAGGAUCUCAAUAUUGGCUCGAGCGGGACGGGUGCUUGCGUCGGCGGUAUCAUUGGAGAGGAUCUCAUCGGCGGGGGCUUCCUGUUAGGCGACGUCUUUAUCAAGGCAGCUUACCUCGUCCUUGCAUUUCAAGGACCCGGCGGACCGCCCGCUGUGGGGUUCGCGAAGCCACGUUGA